CAACACACACACAAUAGGCCUAACAAUAGAAACGAAGGCCAACUCUCGUUUGUACGAGGCCAAGGGGUAUCGAGUGCAGCGCAUGCAGUACUAGUGCAUGCAGUGUUUUGGAAGAGGAAAGGGUGCGUUCACGAAAUUACGGAUCGUCUUGCUUUACCUUCGGUAAAUAUUGGAAGUAAGAAGCGUUCAUCAUGUGUUGCUGUUCCAUCUCUUGUGUCAAGUGUUUCCUCUACUUCCUAGAUGUCCUGUUCCUGCUCUCGGGCAUCGGCUUGUUCAUCACCGGUAUUCAUGUACUGGUAGGAGUUACCUCUGGGGCGUACGCCUCCCUCCUUCCCAACAUCUCAUACAUGUAUGCUGCGUACAUCCUCAUCAUCAUCGGGAUUUUCAUCGUCAUCGUCGCCAUCGUCGGGUGUGUUGCAGCAGUCAGGGAGGGCGUCUGCUGUCUUCUCACGUUUUACUUCAUGGUUGUCAUCGUGAUCUGCCUGGAGGUGUCGGCUAUCAUCAUUGCCUUCGCAGGCCUUCACAUGAGAGGCGACAUGUCAAGCUACGUGUCGGCGAGCAUGAAACGAGGGCUCUAUUACUACCAGGAUGAGAACCACGCCGAGAUGAAGACGGCGUGGGACACUCUGCAACAAGAGGUUGAGUGCUGCGGAGUGAAUUCACCUACAGAUUGGGAGGUAACUGGAGGAUUUCCGCCUGGUAUCGUUCCCAACUCAUGCUGUAACGGCCCUGAGGGCGCAUGCACUAGCCACUACAUGGAGGGUUGUGAGGAUUACAUCUUGAUGGAGUUACAGGAUUGGUUGACCUUGAUCGGUGUCGUCUGCAUCAUCUUCGUCAUCAUACAGAUUCUACUGGUCUGGUUCAUUUUGAUCCUGUUCUUCAAGCUCCACAGGGGAAGCAAAUACUGCUGUGGAUGUGGCGUCUACUCUUCCGUCAAAGACCACGACUAACCCGCCUCUUAGAGCUGCUAUGGCCCAUAUUCUUGAGAGCCGCCCAAGUUAAAUUCUGCUUCAAGCCCCACUGCACUACUUAUAUCUACUUGCGCCCUCUAUAUAGCAAACAAUACCUUAGCGGUACCCGUUGAUCCACCAUGAUACCCUUUUUCUUAUGUUAAUUGAGAGCUGAUUUGAUGAGAUAACCAGCUGUAAGUGACCAUCAGGGUGGUCAAAUCCCUCCUGGCCAAACUAGUGCGCAGGGGCUUUAAAGACAAUCCAACCCUUUUAAUAAGCUCAUUUAUAUGAAAGUAGAAAGAAUAAAAGAAAUAGAAUGGUGAAAGUUUAAAAUCAAUUGGACCAUUAAUAAGGGAGUUAUGAAUGUUUGAAAUAUGAAAUCACUAAAGCUAUGCAAAUCUCAAAUUGGCAAUAAGGUCAGAAGGUUGUGACAUAGUGAUGGACAACUCUCCUGUUUGUCGUGUAAAAAUCAUUUCAUUAAUUCCUGUUUUUCUCCUAAGUGCCUUCUAUCUUGGAGCAUUACACAAAAUAUAUUAUGGUUGGAAUAUUAUUAUUAUUAUAGGUCCUCUAAAGGGAAAAGAGAAAUUCUGAGUCUACGAUUUUCAUGUAGACAUUUUGUGUAAAAGUCUUCCUUUUGUAGACUGAUGGUUAUAUCGUUUGGUCUAUAUCCAAGGCAUAUAUAAUCAAGGACUUCCAUAACAUUGGUUAUUCCAUGUUCAUGUAAUUUAAUUCAGUUAUAUUGUCUAGUACUAACUGGUGAGGAUAUUGGAGGUCUAUUGUUACAUCAUAGAUAUCAGUAAGUCCAAAUUUUGGCAGUAAUAUUUGUUACCACUGUUAACCACAUCAUGAACCAAACAAAAUAGGUGAGAAUUUGUUAAAUAUUUCAGAAUUUCUAUAUUCAACUCAUUGUAUUCCAAAGCACAACUGUCUUUCCAAAAUAUGUCUUCUCCAUUGAAACAGCUUGUAUAUAUUUCUUCUUUUUAUAUUCAUCAGGAAAUUAAAGCUAGGUACUAAUAAUGUACAUAUAUUUGAUGAUAUUUGUAUUAAAUCUGCAGUACCGAUUUAGAGAGAGAAAGAACAAAUAUUUAUAUGUAUUUUCAUAGUUAUAGAGACUGAUGAUAAUGAUAGUACUGUAUCAUUUUUGUUGUAUUGGCAUUAAUGAUUAAAAGGGAUCUAUCACUGAAAUUAUAUAUCUGUACAUCUUUAGAAGAAGAUGUUAAAUUCAUCCCAGAUAAACUGUCUUGCUCCUUCAAUUGGGUAGCAAUUAAAGUAUGUAAGAAGAAAACAAACAAAUAUCGGAUUUUUAGGUGUGUAAGAAGAACAAAACAAUUAUCAGAUUUUUAGGUCUGUUCUGAACUUUCUCAGAGUUUAACAUUUAAAUAUUUAUGCAAGCUGUUGACUCACAAGUGCCUUCAACCUUUGUUCAGAGUGUCUUAAAAUUUAUUUCUUUACCGAAGUAAUAUACCGGUAUAUGAAGCUGAUAAUUUUGGAUGUUGGAGCCCUGUAACAUACAUCAUUUCUUUUCACCAAAUUCAUAAUAUCUACCUUCAGUCCAUUAUGUCUCUAAAAAUCAACAGUAACUUUCUAUCAUUUUAUGUUGCAAGAUAACAUUCUCUGUAAGAUACACUCAACUACUGUAAUAAUGAAGAUACAAAGCUUAUGCUAUUGAUUGUCAAUUUUUAUGGUAGAGGGCCGAGAGUUGAGGUCUAAACAUCCAGCGCAAAUCAUGAAUUUUGUGAUGGCUCUCUUUUUUUGUAAAAAUGUUAUCUUAUUGUAUUUUUUGAUGAUUUAAAGCUGAGAAGAAUGAUUUUUCCCCUCUUUUUUAGAAGACUUUAGGCCUGAAGCAAAACUUUUUCUUUCUUUUUUUGCCUAGUACUUUUUACCUGACACAGCCUGCCUCUACUCUGUGUAAUAAUUUACUUCUUUACUGGCACACUAUUAGCUUUUUGUCUUGCACUUGUAUUUUCCUAAGUUAUUUAAUACAUAUACAUGGUAUUUACUUUGCUUAUAAAUUCCGAAACAUACACAUGGUAUAUUGCAAACUUACAUAUUUAAAAAGUAUAUUCACAUCAAGGAAACUCCUUUCUUCUUCUUUUUUAACCGUAAAACAUUAAAAACGUAAAUAACUUGUUUACUUCUUAACACAUAACCAUUUACAUAAUAGAUCAGAGGCUGUGCUAUUUGUUAUUAUUAUUAUUUAUCCUUAAGCUAAUAUUAUGUAUAAACUAACUUGCCAGCGUGGUGCAUUUGUAAGCCUUUUUUUACUUGCUUUUUCUCAUAUUUAUUGGGUGGGCAAUUUUAUUUGGUGUUCAUUUUAAAUGUCAAGAAUAGUUUUUAAACUUCAAGAUUCACCCAUCUUGGUGGUGAUUUAGUGAAACUGAAGAACUUGUUUUUAGGACUUUAGAAAAAUAACAUGAAAAGAAUGAUUGUAAAGUGAGUAAUAUACUAGAGAUAUUGAAAAUAAUGAAAUGUAUUAUCAAUUUCAGAUAGUUUUGCUGAACUGUUGCUACUAUUUUGUUUUAUGUGAGGGUUUUCUUCCAAGCAUUUUCAGUUUAUUACUGAUUUUUGGUGCAAGUAAGCAUUAUAAAUACUGAAAACAGACAUUAGUCUUCCAGAAUAUUGUGGUUAGAAAGUAUUAUGUAUUCAUUCAGCAAAGACACACAAUAAUUAGCACUGUAAUAGCACUAUUAUACAAGCACAAAGCCAUGCUGAAGAGCGUACUAUUUUUCUUGAAGGAGUUAUUUUGUAUUCAUGAAAGCCCUAUACCAAUUCUGGUAUUAGGAAAAAUAAGUAGUGCAACUGCCUUAUAAAAGCUGAGUCUGUAAUUCACUUUCCUUUGUAUGUAUGGUUUCUAUUUCAAGAGAAAAUACAGAUUUUCUUCAAAGAAAGACCAGAAUUAUGAUGGGUAGGAAAAUCGGCAUGGUUAAGUAUGCAUCAUUUUCAAUAAAGGCUUUUAUAGAAAUU
Messenger RNA from Strongylocentrotus purpuratus (purple sea urchin), 3914 nucleotides. Its product is annotated as tetraspanin-9. Lineage: Eukaryota; Metazoa; Echinodermata; Echinoidea; Camarodonta; Strongylocentrotidae. Gene Ontology annotation, cellular component: membrane. The coding region runs from base 192 to 950 and encodes 252 amino acids. The transcript is spliced from 7 exons. The record is from RefSeq and is a predicted model, not a curated record.